This is a messenger RNA of Polyodon spathula (Mississippi paddlefish), 1545 nucleotides long. Its product is annotated as transcription factor LBX2-like. Bases 378 to 1166 code for a protein of 262 amino acids. The record is from RefSeq and is a predicted model, not a curated record. Gene Ontology annotation, molecular function: DNA binding; DNA-binding transcription factor activity, RNA polymerase II-specific. NCBI's taxonomy places the organism in Eukaryota, Metazoa, Chordata, Actinopteri, Acipenseriformes, Polyodontidae. Gene Ontology annotation, biological process: regulation of DNA-templated transcription. The transcript is spliced from 2 exons.
CUCUAAUUGAUCUUCACCCAAUCAACAAUAACUCGUUAGCAAGCGCUUGCUUUUCUUGCUCCUUAAGACCUCUUAUUUCGCUGUAGCAAAGCAGCCUCUGGGCAGGACCGUCACAAUUCCUAAAUAUCUUCAUGUAAAACUCCUCAGAAGACCCGUCGCACGUUUAAAGGGAAUACAAUUAUUGUGUUUUCAAUGCUUCAGCACACGCUGAAACAUGAUUUAUUUGGAAAAGUAGUUCGAAGAAGAAGGCAGUCCUGAAGAUUCGAUUCUAGAGCACAAAAAGGUGGACAAAACGUGUUUGGGUAGUUUGUGGAAGACAAAUAUUAGUUAAAAAAAAAAUAUAUAUUGUGUUUUUUUUUUUUUUCUCUGGAACGGCGAUGACCUCUACAAAGGAAAUGAAGGCAGGCUCGGUUUUACAAUCUAGUAGGGAAGACAGGAGACGGGGUCCCCAAGAUCAGCUGCCACCCGCGGCCAAUUCCAACAAGCCACUGACCCCCUUCGGUAUUGAAGAUAUUCUUAACAAGCCCUCAAUCAAGAAAUCCACAGUCAGACGCUGUGCGCCGACCGUUCUGGAGAAAGUGACCGGCUCUGCAGCUCUCAGGAACGGCGUGACCACUCCUUCCUCUCCGCUGUGUGCCCUCGAGGAACUUGCCAGUAAAACUUUUAAAGGUCUGGAAGUCAAUGUAAUCCAAGCGGCUGAAGGUCGUGAGCACCUGAACGCAUUCGGACAGAAGCAGGUCACAAAAAAGAGGCGAAAGUCUCGCACAGCCUUCACCAACCACCAGAUCUACGAGCUGGAGAAAAGGUUUUUGCACCAGAAAUACCUGUCGCCCGCAGACAGAGACCAGAUCGCUCAGCAGCUGGGUCUUACCAAUGCGCAGGUCAUUACCUGGUUUCAGAACAGGCGAGCCAAACUCAAGAGGGACCUGGAGGAGAUGAAAGCAGACGUUGAAUCUCUAAAGAAGAUCCCAUCCCAGGCCCUGGAUACUCUUGUGAACAUGAAAGACCUCGAUGAACCCCAACGCAGCUCAGAGGUAGUCUCCCCCAGCAUCUCCCCAUCAUCACAGCGACUCGGGGUCUUUCCACAGUCACCCCAGUCAUCUUCCAGGGACCAAACCACAGACGAGUUUUCAGAAGAGGACGAAGAAAUCAAAGUUGACGAUUAAAAAACAAAACAGAAAAUUCUGCACAAACUUUUGGGAACAAGCGUCACUAAGUUAAUGAACCUCGUAAAUUAUUAAAGGACAAACAAUAAAAAAUGGUUUCGACACGCUUUCGGCAACGGUAACAAAAAUGCUUUAACUGAAAACCAAAAUAAACCAAGGAAUAAAAAAGGGAAUUCGUAUUUAUAAAUGACAGCUUUUGAAAGACAAAGCUGCAAGUGGCAAAAACAGAUACUGAAAACAGCUACUGCAAAGCGUGUAGCCUAUAUAUUUUCUUCGGUCAUUUCUCUUGGGGGAAACCGUGCAAUUUUAUUUUUUUUUUUAAUUUGGAAACUCACAAAGCCACAGACUUUAAUUGUAGCUGCUAUGCAUGUUACAAUGA